GAUCGAAUGUGAAAGCCGGCUCGGCAAGAUCAACGAUGUGUCAGCUGUCUCUCUGUUAUUUUGGUCAGGACUUAGUACUCAGCGACGACCACGGGUAGCCGCCGACCGCCAGCCGUCUCUUCCUCCCUCCCUCCUCCCCCCUUCUUCCCUAUCGGUCUCGCCCGCCCAGGAAACCGGGCCGCCUCUGACGAUACACAGCCGUCCUUUUUAUCUCCCGUACCGGCUUCCCCUACUCGGAUGAAGAUGGCCGCGCGCACCCAGCCCUUCUUCACUCGUUCCUUUUGGAUGGCGUGCUUACUUCUCGGCGCGGCUCAUGCGUCCGAUGCUCCGCCCACUCGGGCGAUACUAGGCCCGCCCUUCGUUUUUAACUCCAUCGCGGAGAUGACGACGUGUCAGCCAGCCUUUGUGAGCUGGGAUUGGGCUGGGAGCAGUGCGACGCUGCAGCAGAUAACGCUCCAAAUCACCAACUACGGUGUCUCGCAGCUCACCACCUCGAUCACUGCGACUAGCACUGUCCCUUUCAACCCUGUGUCGACAGCGGCCUCCUCUCUGCCGCAGAGCCCGCUGGUUCCGCGGCAUAAACGCGAUCUGGGGUUCGUGACGCAGAAUAUGACUGCUUCCCCGAUCGACGUGGCGUCGCAGAACUUUACGUGGCCUCUGGUCACUGUCUCUGCGGGGUGGUACAUGCUCGUCGCGACGUUCGCGAACUCGGGAACUACAUCUAACUCGGUUCCGUUCGUUAUCCAGAACGGGGCGACCACGCAAUGCUCCACGAGCUCUUCGACCGCCGCAUCGUCUACUUCCUCAUCAACAUCAGCAUCAGCAUCAUCCUCUACCCUGCCGCCGUCGCAAGUGGCUGCAUCGACCGGUGGUGGCAGGGGCGUCAACCGGGGUGCCAUUGCCGGGGCCGUCGUUGGGAGCUUGGCUGUCGUCGCCGCGGUAAUAGCCGUCUUCUUCUACUUCCGGUACGCCGCCAAGGGCAAACCCUCAGAUGGCACCACCAGUUCCGGAUCGUCGAGAAAGCGCAGCCCCCGCCGCUGGGCCGGAGACGCCAAGGCGUAUCCGUCAAGCAGCGGGAUCGGCAUUGUUGCGGGGCACCACCACUCGCAAUCGGACUCGAUCGGGCCCAUUCUGACCAGCUCUCGGCCAUCGCAGUCGCACGCGUACAGCGGCGGAGACGGGGAACUCGACUCGGGGUCGUACUUCUCGCCUUCGCAGGAGAAGAUCAGCAGCUCGCCCGUCCGAUCGCCCUUCUCCGAUUCGGGGCAUUACGCGCUGGGCGAGCUUGAGCGAAAUGCGGUUCCGCUCGAGUAUAUAGGCACGCCCCCCGAGGGCGGAGCAGGAGGCCUCGGCCGCAGCUCGUCCACGUCCACCGCCUCGCACCUGCACAUGAACUUCAGCCGCCCCCGCUCGCACCCCGGCUCGCCCUACGGAUCGGCGUCCUCGCCGACGAACGAGAGCCCCGGCCCGUCGAGUCCCACGCCCUCGUCCCAGGCGCACCAGCGCAACUCCAUCGGCGACUCGCUCUCUGGCUCGAAGCGCAUGGCGCGCAAGCCCGUGCCGCAGUACAACCCCGCCGACCCGUCGCUUGCGUCCGUGCCCUCCGCACCGAGCAGCAGCAGUAGCAGCCGCGAAGGCAGCGUGCGCGCGGCCAGUGGUACAUCUCCCCACCUCCACCACGACUGGCCGGUGCUGGAGCAUAAAUCGAGCUUCGGACAGGAUGGGAGGCCCGUCGACGGCCGGCCGGUGCACUACCUUAUCCCGGAUAUGCCGUCUUCUCAGGCGUGAGAUUGGACAUCUGCGCUUAUCUUAUGAUUGCUUUAUCUACAUAAGUAAACGGAGAGUGAUACAGAGGAAGUUCAGGCCAAGGCUUCAAUGCGAGCACAACAGGACAGAGAAGAACAAUGCGAGAGUGGGGAUCGUGGUCCUCCUUGCAGACGAGAGCCUCAGAGCAUGAAUAGAUUCUAGUUCAGAGGUGUGUCAUCAGCUUGCCAGGUUGCUCGACCUACUGGUGAAUGCAGAGUUGGCUCCUAUGGGAAGGGAGGACAUUGAUAUUGGGGUGAAAGGUCUUGAACAGAGAAUUUCAAGGCAUCUGAAUCACAUUUGCCUAAUCUUGUGACUCGACAC
This is a messenger RNA of Mycena citricolor, 2127 nucleotides long. Lineage: Eukaryota; Fungi; Basidiomycota; Agaricomycetes; Agaricales; Mycenaceae. The record is from the annotation of a GenBank genome assembly.